Akanthomyces muscarius is the source of this 936-nucleotide messenger RNA. RefSeq lists its product as uncharacterized. Gene Ontology annotation, biological process: tetrahydrofolate biosynthetic process; tetrahydrobiopterin biosynthetic process. Gene Ontology annotation, molecular function: zinc ion binding; GTP binding; GTP cyclohydrolase I activity. Lineage: Eukaryota; Fungi; Ascomycota; Sordariomycetes; Hypocreales; Cordycipitaceae. The record is from RefSeq and is a predicted model, not a curated record. Gene Ontology annotation, cellular component: cytoplasm. Bases 1 to 936 code for a protein of 311 amino acids. The transcript is spliced from 4 exons.
AUGCCCGCCGCUCCCAAACACCUCAUGGACUCGGCCUCCGUCUCCGCCUCCUCCUCCUCCUCCUCCAGCGACAAGUCCUCCUCGCGCAAGCGCAAGCGUUCCUCCAAGACCAAGCCCAACGGCGACAAUGACGCCGUCGACCAGCAGCCCGCCAAGAAGACCAUCGCCUCCUCCAAGCCCCUCCUCGCCAACGGCAACCGCCGCAACUCAUCCUCCAAAGCCGCCCGCGACCCUCGCGACUCGGCCUCGCGCGCCGUCACCGUCCGCCAGCCCACCCCCGUCGUUGACUUUGAUGGUCUGAGCCGAACCGCCAAGGGAACACGCGCCCGUCUCCAGGAAACACCACAGCAGGCAGCCGAGCGCCUCGAAAAGAUGCGCGGCGCCAUCCGUACCAUCCUCGAGUGCGUCGGCGAGGACCCCGACCGCGAGGGCCUCCUCGACACCCCCUCGCGCUACGCCAAGGCCAUGCUCUUCUUCACCAAGGGCUACCAGGUCAACGUCGACGACCUCGUCAACAACGCCCUCUUCAACGAGGGCCACAACGAAAUGAUUGUUGUCAAGGACAUCGAGGUCAAUUCCCUCUGCGAGCACCACCUCGUUCCCUUUACCGGCAAGAUGCACAUCGGCUACAUCCCCCGCAACACCGUCAUCGGCCUCUCCAAGCUCCCCCGCAUCGCCCAGAUGUACGCCCGCCGCCUGCAGGUCCAGGAGCGCCUCACCAAGGAGGUCGCCAACGCCGUCAUGGACAUACUCAAGCCCCAGGGCGUCGCCGUCGUCAUGGAGUCGUCCCACCUCUGCAUGGUCAUGCGCGGCGUCGAGCAGACCUCCACCACCACCAUCACCUCGUGCGUCCUCGGCUGCUUCGAGCGCAAGUCCAAGACCCGCAACGAGUUUCUCUCCCUCGUCGGCAUCAACAGAGGGAUAAAGGGCAAGUGA